AACGAUAUACGAGUGGGAACAUGGUGUAUGAUCAAGUUUUGGAGGAUGAAACCUCAUGGUAGCAAAGACUUAGUAGCUGCCUGUCAAUUGCUAGCCAAAGAAGAUGCUGCCACUGUAUGGUGCCUAGAGUAGUGCAGUUUUGCAAUGUUUAUUUAUGGCUUGGCUUCGGUUAGGAGAGAGGGAACGAAGGGAUCUCAGGAUAAGUCUACGAAAGGACUAAUUUUCAAAGCAACUUAUAGUACAAAGUAUUUUUUAGGCUGUUCACAGUGGAAUAGAAAUUCUCUUUGCAAGAGAUGCUUGUUGGUUGCCAUUUUAACAUGAGAAGAGGUUUGUUAUAUCCAGGUUAUUAGAAGAUGUGUAAUCAGGGGGUCUGGAGAGCUGAUGAGCAACUGGCGAUCAUGUCUGCACUGUAUGGUUGAAACUGAGUGGAUUGCAUUUCCCAGUUCCCAUGCCAGACUUGAUGCCAAGUCUGUCAUUGAUUCUCUGGCAGUAAGUCUAAUUAGUCUAAAAUUCUUUAAGAAUAUGAAGAAAUGAACCAUAUAAAAAAAUACAUUUAAAUUUCCAUUCCUUAUUAGGUGCGUGUGACAUGGGAGCGGUCGUGCUGUUAUGUGUGGAUUGGAGAGUUGUAGAAAGAGCACUCUCACUUUGAACUUUCAGACUUGCAUUUUGGAUGAUCCUCUGGCUGCUGAAAAGCUCUCGGCAUGUUGUUCUGGCAUAAACACAAUAUUGAGAAGUCCCUUGCGGAUCUCCCUAACUUCACUCCUUUCCCCGAUGAAUGGACAGUUGAAGAUAAAGUCUUAUUUGAACAAGCAUUUAGCUUCCAUGGAAAGAGCUUUCACAGGAUCCAGCAAAUGCUUCCAGACAAGACUAUUGCGAGCCUUGUAAAAUACUACUAUUCUUGGAAAAAAACUCGCUCUAGGACAAGUUUGAUGGAUCGGCAGGCUCGAAAGCUAGCUAAUAGAAAUAAUCAAGGUGACAGUGAUGAUGAUGUAGAAGAAGCUCAUCCAAUGGAUGGAAAUGAUAGUGAUUAUGACCCCAAAAAAGAAGCCAAAAAGGAGGUAACAGAUAACUUAAUGGGCAAUAAUGAGCAGCCUGUUCAGACCAGCAAAAUAGGGCUGGGUAGAAGAGAGUAUCAGAGCUUGCAGCAUCGCCACCAUUCUCAGCGUUCCAAAUGCCGUCCACCAAAAGGCAUGUACCUGACCCAGGAAGAUGUGAUAGCUGUUUCCUGUAGUCCCAAUGCAGCCAACACAAUUCUUAGACAGCUGGAUAUGGAACUAAUCUCGUUAAAGCGACAGGUUCAAAAUGCUAAGCAAGUAAACAGUGCACUUAAACAGAAAAUGGAAGGCGGGAUUGAAGAAUUCAAACCUCCUGAGUCUAAUCAGAAAAUCAAUGCCCGUUGGACCACAGAAGAGCAGCUUCUUGCAGUACAAGGUGUCCGCAAAUAUGGUAAAGAUUUUCAAGCUAUUGCAGAUGUAAUUGGCAACAAGACUGUUGGCCAAGUGAAGAACUUCUUUGUAAACUACAGGCGUCGGUUUAACUUAGAGGAGGUAUUGCAGGAAUGGGAAGCGGAACAAGGAACCCUGGCUUCUAAUGGUGAUGCUUCUGCUUUAGGGGAGGACACAAAAAAUACUUCUAAUGUGCCAUCAGGAAAGAGCACUGAUGAAGAAGAUGAGGCACAAAGCACUCCGACCACUCAGUGUUUAGGCCCUUCACCUCCAGCACAGGCAUCUGCUCCAGCACCUACCGCUCCCAUGGCAACUUUAAAUCAGCCACCCCCGUUACUUCGACCAGCGCUUCCUGCUGCUCCUGCGCUCCAUCGUCAGCCUCCGCCACUUCAACAACAGGCGCGAUUUAUUCAGCCAAGGCCAACUCUAAAUCAGCCUCCCCCGCCACUCAUCCGCCCAGCUAAUUCCAUGCCUCCUCGUCUAAACCCAAGGCCGGUGUUAACCACAGUUAGUGGCCAGCAACCACCCUCGCUUAUUGGAAUUCAGACUGAAUCUCAGUCCACCCUGCACUGAAGAAAUAAAGCAGAAUUAUGUUAACUCCUACAGCUGAAAAACAGUAUCAAUGUACUUUUUUUUUUCCAAAUAAUGAAGGGGAGAAAACAGCAAGCCUUCACAGGUAUCAGACCAGUUUUACAGAGGAGCAAGAUAAUAACCAGAAAUGGAGCCAUGUGAACGACCACCUGUAUAAAAAUAUUUUUUGUAGAAGACUUGUACAGCAGAAUAAUGCCUACAAUAUGGCCCUCCUCUAUGUGAAUAACUGUUGAAGGAAGCUAACUUCUUACAUGAAUAAAUGUUCAACACACCAAGAUUUGAUUUAACUGAUUUUUACUCUAUUUAUUUUAUUACAGUUCUUUGUAGUCAAACAUCUAAUUACAGAAAAGUAGUCUGGCAAAUCUAGGAAUAAGUAAUAUUGUAGGAGACUUAAAUGUAGGGUUAUUUUUGUGUGUGUGAUUUUUGUUUUUUAUUUUUUUGUACUUUUUAGUGGAAGAAAAAGAAAGAAUGGCCUUAGGUUCAGAAUUUUUGGCCCUGUUUAGAUAACGGUAGUAGCAUUUCAUGCAGUUGUAAAAUGUAGGUGUUUCUUCUCCAUGUUUUUCCCAGAACACUUUUUCUUGUUUUUAAAAAAAAAAAAAAAAAAAAAGGUACGGUCUUAUUAAAUAGUCCUCUAAAAGAGUAUUCUAAAACUCAAUGAGCUUUUGUACCAAACAUAAUAAAUCUCACGUGUGUUCUAAUAGAAAUUAUCUGAAAACAGGAGUCCAGUGUCCUACUGCAAUAUCACUCGUAGGCUGGGGUGGAGAGAAAGGCAGCAACUUCCAACACCCAGGGGGAUUACAGGAGAGGAACUGUUUAGCAAGAGCUAUUUAAUUUGUUAUUCCACAGAUUCUUCUAACUUAAGUACAGUAGAAUUUCAUUCCUCUGAGAAUGUCUGUUAGCAGUUCAUAAUGCAUUAGAUCAUUGGUCUCUUCUCUAAAAAUUCAUUGUGAAAGUACAGAGGCUGAUGGUGGUAGAAUACUGUGGCAAUAGGGCUAUUUGCUGCCGGCCCAGUCUGAGCAUUCAAUGUAUCUCUGAUUUCUGCUGUUGGUGGCAGAGUUGAAUAGCUGGGUUGAGGCUAUCGUGGUUUUUUUUCUUUUGUUUUGUUCACUACCUAAAACCUGCAUUUGGAUAUUAAUUAUAGCUCCCAAUUUUUAGGAGAUUAAAAGGUUAUCAUUUUCCUGUGCAUUUAUUUUUUCUUGUUGUCUUAAAACCUUGAUUCAUACCCAGCAGUGAUUUCUUUUUUUUGUAUUUUUUUUAAUAGAUGCUUCUACCUUCUAAGGAAAUCAGGCUUCAACUUGAGUAGCAGUAUUUGAAACUGUGAUCUGAAUCGAGCUAUGGAAAAACGUUGCAUUCUUGACUGUGUAGAAACAUUUGUGUUGACUGCCAUACUAUUCUAUAAAAUUAUUUUUGUUUGUAACAGAAGUGGUGUUUGCAAGUCCUUUUAAAUCCAUUCCGUUAUUAACUAGAUUUGCCCUUGACUAAGAUGAGAUGGUAUUAGAAAAUGGAAUGUGCUCUCUCUAGGCUUUUUCACAGAUGAAUUGAUUGGUCUAAUGAUCAGUUCAGCAGUAGGCUAAGGUUUUUCAUUUGUGCAAAGGGAAGUUCUUACAGCAUCAGAUCGUGUUUCCUUUUUAAAUCUUGUAUUAGAGUUUGAUAUUUGUGACCUGAAUUGAAAUUAGGGUGCUAACCUCCAUAGUUUAGUUCUUCACUCAAAUAUAUUUCCAGAUCAAACAUUUUUUCUUUCUGAACAGCUAUCACUAGUGUGCUGAGGUCUCAUACAAAAAAGGUCCUUCUUAGGAAUAUUCUUCUGCAUCAGAGUAGGUUCUUAGCCACUAUGUGAGCAUCAGUUGACCUCUCUUCUAAGAGAAGCAGCAUCAUAGAGCAAGCACCGAGAAAUUUGUGAUCACUUAAACUUUUGUUCUGGAAGUCCUGAAUGCCCCCUCAACAGCUACACACAGGUCUGAUCUGGCUGCUGUCCAGAAUUCCAAACUGAUAUGAAAACCUUUUUGACAGCCUAAGUAUCUCAGCUUAAUUGUUGAUAAUGAUAGGAUACAUCAUCAGUAUUUCUUGCUCUUUCCUGUUUUCUUUUUUCUUUUUUCUUUUUUUUAGCAUUGAGUCUCCCAGGUGUGCGUAUUGUACCUUUGCUAAUUUUUGUCUUGUCUCUUGUCGAUAGACUUCAGUAUGCAGAAUGUUGGGUGUUGCAGUAGAGUUGGCCACCGCCAACUGCUAUAAAACUGUUCAGUACAUUGUAAUUCAGUUUAAUCAUGUUUAAAUAUUCUAUAACUGGGCGAAGGUGCUGUAUUAGAAGGGGGGAGGGAGGGUCAGAGAUAGGUAGUAUUUUUUAAUUUACAAACACUGUAGCACACAGUAGGGAUCUCCUAGCAUUUGUAGUACUAAAUAACUAUGUACAUAGCAAAAUGUCUUUAUUGUGUGCUUUGCAGAGUAUGUGCAUACAGUUUGCACGUCCUGUUUUGGGGGGUAGGGUUUGUUUCAAGCAGUGUUUGCCUGGAGAGUGAUAUGCUUGCUGCUUAAUCAAAGGAUUAAAGUUUCAAAGAAAUCUGUGUCUUCUAUUUUUAUGUACCUUGUAAUGGUCUAAUAUGUUAGGGCCCUUAUACUGUGAUUCUCUUCUAAAUUCAUUUAUAUUUUUUUAAGAAUUAGAAAUAAAAUUAUACAAUGGUGUUGAUUUCGGUGGGGAAUUUCUUUUGCCAUAUCUAGUCUCCUGUUUUUGUAAUGUAGUAAUGAACUCUGACUUCAAGGUUGGCUUAAUUUUGUCACUUUAAAAAAUGUAAAAUGUUUGCACACUAAAGUUUGGCAGAGAACGUGUAUCCUACAUUGUUCAAUGCUAAUGUAACUCUACAGCUUUUUGUACAGUUUAUUUUAGUUAAUAAAGCAAAACGGUACUAAAAAUGAUAGGUUUUACAAAUGCGAGGCAUAAUUUGAACUACAUGUCUUAGGAACAACACUUGCAAAAUAUGGAUGUACAAAAAUAUCAGAUUUAAUUGUUGCACUUUAAAUCAGAAUGGGUAUGAAGUUAAGCAGGUGUUUCUGCAUUAAUAAAAACAAUCACUAAACAUUGCA
Oxyura jamaicensis (ruddy duck) is the source of this 5111-nucleotide messenger RNA. RefSeq names its product REST corepressor 3 (gene RCOR3). Gene Ontology annotation, biological process: regulation of transcription by RNA polymerase II; negative regulation of DNA-templated transcription. Lineage: Eukaryota; Metazoa; Chordata; Aves; Anseriformes; Anatidae. Gene Ontology annotation, molecular function: transcription corepressor activity. The coding region runs from base 702 to 2018 and encodes 438 amino acids. The record is from RefSeq and is a predicted model, not a curated record. Gene Ontology annotation, cellular component: transcription regulator complex; histone deacetylase complex. The transcript has 9 exons.